GAAUCAUAUGAAGUGGGAGUGAAGCAGCGAAGCAGGCCGGACUCUGAACUCACUCUCUCGGUAAGCUCCAGCCCGGGCCGCCUUUCCUCUCCUUUCAGCCUCUUUAACUCAGGAAAACAGAGGCUUGGGAUCCAAGAUGACUGACUCGAAAUAUUUCACCACCACCAAGAAAGGGGAGAUCUUUGAGCUGAAGGCAGAGCUGAACAGCGAUAAGAAAGAGAAGAAGAAGGAGGCGGUGAAGAAGGUCAUUGCCUCUAUGACGGUGGGGAAAGAUGUGAGCGCCCUCUUUCCUGACGUGGUGAACUGCAUGCAGACUGAUAAUCUGGAGCUGAAGAAGCUGGUCUAUCUGUACCUGAUGAACUACGCCAAGAGCCAGCCAGAUAUGGCCAUCAUGGCCGUGAACACCUUCGUCAAGGACUGUGAGGACCCUAACCCGCUGAUUCGGGCUCUGGCCGUGCGCACCAUGGGCUGCAUUCGCGUGGAUAAGAUCACGGAGUACCUGUGUGAGCCCCUCAGGAAGUGUCUCAAGGAUGAAGAUCCUUAUGUGAGGAAGACGGCGGCGGUGUGCGUGGCCAAGCUCCAUGACAUUAACGCCCAGCUGGUGGAGGACCAGGGCUUCCUGGAUACCCUGAAGGACCUCAUCUCUGACUCCAAUCCCAUGGUGGUGGCGAACGCCGUUGCCGCGCUCUCGGAGAUAGCCGAGUCUCAUCCCAACAGCAACCUGCUGGAUCUGAACCCUCAGACAAUCAACAAGCUGCUGACGGCCCUGAACGAGUGCACAGAGUGGGGCCAGAUCUUCAUCCUGGACUGCCUGGCCAACUACACGCCCCGCGAUGACCGCGAGUCCCAGAGUAUCUGUGAGCGGGUGACUCCGAGGCUGUCCCACGCUAACUCCGCUGUAGUGCUGUCGGCCGUGAAGGUGCUGAUGAAGUUCAUGGAGAUGCUCCCGAAGGACCUGGACUACUACGGGACCCUGCUGAAGAAACUCGCCCCACCGCUGGUCACUCUGCUGUCAGCUGAGCCCGAGCUGCAGUACGUGGCUCUGAGGAACAUCAAUCUCAUCGUACAGAAACGGCCUGAGAUUCUGAAGCACGAGAUGAAAGUGUUCUUCGUGAAAUACAAUGACCCGAUCUACGUCAAGCUCGAGAAGCUGGACAUCAUGAUCCGACUGGCUUCUCAGGCCAACAUCGCGCAGGUGUUGGCUGAGCUAAAGGAAUACGCCACUGAGGUGGACGUGGACUUUGUCCGCAAGGCUGUCCGCGCCAUCGGCCGCUGCGCCAUCAAAGUGGAGCAAUCGGCCGAGCGCUGUGUCAGCACCCUGCUGGAUCUCAUUCAGACGAAGGUGAACUACGUGGUGCAGGAGGCCAUUGUGGUCAUCAAGGACAUUUUCCGCAAAUACCCCAACAAGUAUGAGAGCGUGAUAGCCACCCUCUGUGAGAAUCUGGACUCUCUUGAUGAGCCGGAGGCCCGCGCAGCCAUGAUCUGGAUUGUGGGAGAGUAUGCAGAGAGAAUUGAUAAUGCAGACGAACUGCUGGAGAGCUUCCUGGAGGGAUUUCACGACGAGAGCACACAGGUGCAGCUGCAGCUGCUGACGGCCAUAGUGAAGCUGUUCCUGAAGAAACCUACUGAGACCCAGGAGCUCGUUCAGCAGGUGCUCAGCCUGGCCACACAGGAUUCGGAUAACCCUGACCUGCGGGACCGCGGCUAUAUCUACUGGCGUCUGCUCUCCACCGACCCCGUGGCUGCUAAGGAGGUGGUUCUGGCUGAGAAGCCGCUGAUCUCAGAGGAGACCGACCUGAUUGAGCCCACCCUGCUGGACGAGCUGAUCUGCCACAUCGGCACCCUGGCCUCCGUCUACCACAAACCACCCAGCGCCUUCGUGGAGGGCGGCCGCGGAGUCCAGCACAAGCGGCUACCAGCUCGUGCUGGCUCCGGUGAGAGUGCUGAAAGCCCAGAAGUUGGCCAGUCGGUGAGUGGAGCCUCCGAUGCUCCACCUGCUGUCAUUCCAUCCCAGGGUGAUCUCCUAGGUGACCUCCUGAACCUAGACUUGGCUCCACCCACCAGCAACGUGCCUCCUGUGCCCUCCUCGAUGCAAAUGGGGGCGAUGGACCUGCUGGGUGGAGGGCUGGACAGCCUGAUGGGAGAUGAAUCUGAAACGCUUGGUGGAGACAUCGGAGGGAGCCCUGCGAUGGGUGUGGGUCUAGGGGGCGCACCAGUGGGCAUGCCUGCAGGUCUUGGCGCUGCCCCUGCUGUCGGAGGGGGCCUGGGUGACCUCUUUGACCUCGGCGGAGGCGUAGGCAUGACAGCAGGAUCCUACGUCCCUCCCAAAACGGUAUGGCUGCCGGCAAUGAAAGCUAAAGGCUUGGAGAUCUCCGGGACGUUUGCCAGGCGCAGCGGCGUCAUCCACAUGGACCUGUCCUUCACCAACAAGGCCAUGAGCGUCAUGACUGACUUCGCCAUCCAGUUCAACAAGAACAGUUUCGGGCUGGCUCCUGCUGGUCCUCUGCAGGUUCUGACCCCCCUCAGUCCUAAUCAGACGGUGGAUGUCAGUCUGCCGCUCAGCAACACCGGCCCGGUGAUGAAGAUGGAGCCUCUCAAUAACCUGCAGGUGGCUGUGAAGAACAACAUUGACGUGUUCUACUUCAGCUGUCAGUACCCCAUUAGUCUGCUCUUUGUGGAGGAUGGGAAGAUGGACAGACAGGUGUUCCUGGCCACCUGGAAGGACAUUCCCAGCGAAAACGAGGCUCAGUUUCAGAUCAAAGACUGCCACCUCAACUCAGACGCUGCCAGUAACAAACUGCAGGGCAGUAAUAUCUUCACAGUCGCCAAGCGCACAGUGGACACCCAGGACAUGCUGUACCAAUCCGUCAAACUGACCAACGGCAUCUGGGUGCUGGCAGAGCUGCGCAUUCAGACAGGCAACCCCAACUCCACGGACAUGGAGCUCUCAGUGAAGUGCCGUGCUCCCGAGGUCUCUCAGUAUGUUUAUCAGUGCUAUGAGCUGAUCCUGCGGAACUGAAGCAGAAGCCAGAGGACACUGCAAGAACCCAGCCUGGACCCAGAUCUGCCUCUACAACCACCCCAAACUCAACCAUCUCUCUUUCUCUCUCUCUCUGGCUCUCUUUCUCUUAAACGGGCCCUUUCUGGCUCGUGCUGGGCUGCUUUUUGACUGAUUGAUCCAAACUCCACCCAGAAAUGCAGUCUUUCUUAGCAACUGUUGCUAGUGUUAAUCAAUUUGGGAAGAAUAUCUAAUUGCAACUAAUAUGACUAAAAAUGCGACAGCAGUUUAAAUUGUGAUUAUUUUCUAUACGUUAAGGUUCAGGUCGGCCAAGACGACCAGAAUAUCCACCUUUUCUGGCUUGAGGACUGAAUGUAGUGUGCUAGUAAGUUGUGGUUGUGACGUCACAACACAUGGAGGUUUGGUUGCUUCUGAUUGGUCUGAUUUAUCUACAAGCAGUUCACGCUCUGUGUUAUUAGGUUAUAUUUCCCACUUAAAACUUAGGACAGAAUUUUUAUAAUGUCGCCUAUAAUUAAAGAAAAAUUGCAACUCUUGGGAUUUGAAAAUUGCAUUCUUUACAUUGCGAUUUGAAGAUUAAAAAAAUUAUAAUGAACGGAUCCAUAAAAAUGCUCCCAAAUGACUUGGAAUAAAAUCUCUUUACAUUAACGUUAGAAAUGUUUCUGCCUUCGCGUGUAAAGUUGCCAUUUUGGAAAGUGAUGGAAUGUUAAACGUGGAGUUUCUAGCGCUGCUAAUCUGAACUAGGCAGGUUGAAAACAACAGCCACCGUGCCAUCAUUAGUUCAAUUACUCGACAAAAAUAUCUACACCUGAUCUGUCCUAACAGUGAGUAUGUUUACAUGCACUCAAUAAUCCGAUCAUAAUCUGAUUUCUGCAGUUAUCUGAUUAUUCAAAUGGUCCUGUAAACAGCACACAAUCCAUUUAGAUCAGAGUAAGGUCUAGAAUC
This is a messenger RNA of Colossoma macropomum (tambaqui), 3961 nucleotides long. RefSeq names its product adaptor related protein complex 1 subunit beta 1 (gene ap1b1). Gene Ontology annotation, molecular function: clathrin binding. Gene Ontology annotation, biological process: vesicle-mediated transport; intracellular protein transport. Lineage: Eukaryota; Metazoa; Chordata; Actinopteri; Characiformes; Serrasalmidae. The coding region runs from base 137 to 3019 and encodes 960 amino acids. Gene Ontology annotation, cellular component: membrane coat; clathrin adaptor complex. The transcript is spliced from 24 exons. The record is from RefSeq and is a predicted model, not a curated record.